AUGGCCCGCCUGAGCCUCUCCGCCUCGGCGAGACCGACGGUGUCUACGAUACCACGGUUCCUCGUCCCCUCCGUCGCCCAGACACGAUAUGCGAGCAACCAGGGGGGCAACAAGAAGACGGAGAAGAAGAAGAAGAAGGUCUCCAAGGACUUUAAGACGUACAACGUCAAGAACUGCCCCCAAUUCUCCCUCUGCGACGCCAUGCGCUACCUCCGCGCAUACGAAGUCGGCCGCCCUCCCCAGUCCAUCAAAUACGAGCUCGCCGUGCACCUCAAGACGCCACGCAACGGCUCCGUCGUCAAGAACCGCAUCCGUCUUCCGAACCCCGUCAAGUCGGACAUCCGUGUCGGCGUCAUCUGCCCCGAGGGCAGCCCGAUCGCGCAGCAGGCUCUGCAGGCCGGCGCGGUGGUCGCGGGCCAGGAGUCCAUCUUCGAGGCCAUCAAGAACGAGAACAUCACCUUCAACCGCCUCAUCUGCCACACCGACAGCGAGGCCGCGCUCAACAAGGCCGCGCUGGGACGCAUCCUCGGCCCCAAGGGCCUGAUGCCCAACCGCCGCAUGAAGACCAUCACCGACAACGUCGUCAGCUCCAUCCGCGAGACCAUGGGCGCCGACAACUACCGCGAGCGUAUGGGCGCCAUCCGCAUGGCCAUCGGCCAGCUCGGCUUCACCCCCAGGAUGCUGUCGGCCAACGUCAAGGCAUUUGUCGGCAACAUCAAGUCCGACAUCGCCGAUCUUGACACGCACAAGGAGGUCCACGAGGUGGUGCUGAGCACCUCGCAAGGCCCGGGUUUCAGCUUGAACGGAAACUUUGACUCGACGGACGAGAAGGUCACGCCGGCUCACCUGUCCAACGUCAUGUAA
Colletotrichum spaethianum is the source of this 864-nucleotide messenger RNA. Its product is annotated as 50S ribosomal protein L1. The record is from RefSeq and is a predicted model, not a curated record. The transcript is spliced from 2 exons. Gene Ontology annotation, molecular function: RNA binding; structural constituent of ribosome. Bases 1 to 864 code for a protein of 287 amino acids. NCBI's taxonomy places the organism in Eukaryota, Fungi, Ascomycota, Sordariomycetes, Glomerellales, Glomerellaceae. Gene Ontology annotation, biological process: translation. Gene Ontology annotation, cellular component: large ribosomal subunit.